Messenger RNA from Penicillium verhagenii, 1506 nucleotides. Its product is annotated as purple acid phosphatase family protein. Gene Ontology annotation, molecular function: acid phosphatase activity; metal ion binding. The transcript is spliced from 2 exons. NCBI's taxonomy places the organism in Eukaryota, Fungi, Ascomycota, Eurotiomycetes, Eurotiales, Aspergillaceae. The record is from RefSeq and is a predicted model, not a curated record. Bases 1 to 1506 code for a protein of 501 amino acids.
AUGGUCGGGUUCACCACUUUCCUCAAGACUCUGCCAGCGUUGGCUGCAGGCACUCUUGCUAGCGUCAACUAUCCUACCAUCCCUUCAGACUUGACUACCCCAGUCCAGCAGCGCUUGGCAAUCUAUGGACCCAACUCUGUCUCCGUUGGAUGGAACACAUAUGAGCAAUUGAACUCUACUUGUGUGACCUACGGUACCUCGGAGGAUGACUUGAGCACCGAAAUUUGCUCCAGCACCGGCUCAACCACUUAUUCGACCUCGCGGACAUGGUCCAAUGCCGUCGUUUUGACCGAUCUUACCCCAGCCACCACUUACUACUACAAGAUUGUCUCAACCAACUCCACCGUGGGUCACUUCUUCAGUCCCCGUACCCCCGGAGACAAGACCGCAUUCAAUCUUGAUGUUGUGAUUGAUUUGGGAGUCUACGGUGCGGAUGGUUUCACCAUCUCGUCUACCAGCUCCAAGAAGGAUACCAUUCCCUACGUGCAGCCCGAGUUGAACCACACGACCAUUGGUCGUCUCGCUGAGACCGUGGACGACUAUGAGUUCGUUAUCCACCCCGGUGACUUUGCCUACGCAGACGACUGGUAUGAGAAGAUCUCAAACCUCUUGGAUGGCACCGAGGCCUACCAAUCCAUCCUGGAGCAGUUCUACGACCAACUGGCUCCCAUCGCGGGUCGCAAGCUUUACAUGGCCAGCCCGGGCAACCACGAGGCGGACUGCUCCGAGAUCCCGUACCUUCUCGAGCUCUGCCCCGAAGGCCAGAAGAACUUCACCGAUUUCAUGCACCGCUUCGAAAACACCAUGCCUAGCCCAUUCACGUCGUCGUCCACAAACACAACGGCUCAGGCAUUGGCCCUUCAGGCGCAAUCUUACGCCCUGCCUCCAUUCUGGUACUCGUUCGAGUACGGCAUGGCUCACAUCGUUAUGAUCAACACCGAGACCGACUUCACCGAUGCUCCGGAUGGCACAGAUGGCUCCGCUGAUCUCGACAGUGGUCCAUUCGGCAAGUCUGGCCAGCAACUCGAGUUCCUCAAGGCUGAUCUGGCUAGCGUUGACCGCACUGUUACCCCCUGGCUCAUUGUUGCUGGCCACAGACCGUGGUACAGCACCGGUGACUCGGACAACAUCUGUGAUUCCUGCCAGGAUGCCUUUGAAGAGCUGUUCUACACGUACGGUGUGGAUUUGGGUGUGUUCGGACACGUCCACAACUCGCAGCGAUUCACCCCCAUUUACAACGGCACUGUUGAUUCGGCGAACUUGACUGACCCCAAGGCUACCAUGUACAUUAUUGCCGGUGGUGCGGGUAACAUUGAGGGAUUGAGUUCCGUUGGAACCGAGCCAGACUACACUGAGUUCGCUUAUGCGGAUGAUUACAGCUAUGCUACGCUGAAGUUGUUGGAUGAGCAAAACCUGCAGAUUGACUUCAUUCAGUCCUCGACUGGUGAUGUUUUGGAUAGCAGCACUCUGUACAAGUCGCACAAGACCCAGUUUGUGAGGCAGUAA